CAUCUAAAAAGAUAAAUGGAAACGCGCCCUUUAGACUAACCUGAACAAGACUUUGCAAAUAGCUUUCAUGCCGGCUGUCAGAUACGCUGUUGAUCCUACGGCUCUCGAGUUAAAUAUUAACCAGAAGGAGCGUCCGUUGAGCUGGAAGCAGCAGACUUUCCUUGCGGAUUCCGCGAUGGGCUCUCCAGUAUACAGACGUGUAAGGUCUCUCUUGGCCUGUAACCUGGCUUUUAGGACAGCCGGGAACAACAGUGGCAUUAAAUCCUGGCUGAAGCCAGCUUUUACCAGCAAACAACGGUUGUCUCUACCGUCGCAAAGCACUAUACUUGCUAGAAGUUACUGUCAACACACGGCGCAGAAAGGACUUAUAUUCAGACAGAUGUUUGAGCCAAUAAGCAGCACCUACACUUACCUGCUAGCCGACUGCGAGACCAGAGAGGCGGUUCUGAUCGACCCAGUUCUGGAAGAGGUGGAACGGGAUGCCAAGCUGGUGAAAGAACUCGGACUCAGACUCCUGUACGCAGCGAACACUCACUGCCAUGCAGACCACAUCACAGGCACAGGGCUCUUGAAGAAGGUGGUGCCAGGGUGCAGGAGCAUCAUCUCAAAGGACAGCGGGGCUAAAGCUGACAUCACUAUCCAAGAGGGCGACUGCAUCAAAUUCGGGAGAUUCCAUCUGGAGGCUCGAGCCACCCCAGGGCACACUGACGGCUGUAUGACCUUCGUCCUGAAUGACCACAGCCUGGCCUUCACUGGAGACGCGCUGCUCAUCCGAGGCUGCGGCCGAACUGAUUUCCAGCAAGGUUCUGCCACAACACUGUACAAGUCUGUCCAUGAAAAAAUAUUCAGCCUGCCUGAGUGGUGCAUUGUGUACCCUGCUCACGACUACAAAGGAAUGACAAUGUCUACAGUGGACGAAGAGAGGAGGCUGAACCCUCGACUAACUAAAAGCAUGGAAGAGUUUGUCAUCAUUAUGAGCAACCUGAACCUACCCAAGCCUACUCAAAUAGACACCGCUGUUCCUGCCAAUCUGGUGUGUGGGAUCCAGGGUGAUUGAGGACUAACCCUAACGCUGCUUCUCGCUGGACACAGAAAAUGGUUUAGUUUUUUCAGCCUCAUUUUUAUAUAUGAAAUGAACAACAUGUCUUUUUUAUGAUUUUUAUUAUUGUGUGUAUUGCAAUAUGUAAUUAAGACAGGAUAAAGAAGAUGACAGGAAAUUAGUCUGAUAAUGUAAUGGCAAUUUUGUGGCUUUUAUUCAAAGUACUUUGAUAGAAUUGCCUGUCAACUAUGACUUUCAGCACUUAUAAAAUGUGUUGUGUAUAUAUAUAAUUUAAUGGAAAUGGAAAUAACCGGUGACUUACAGCCCUUCAUAACUCAAGGCUUUGUGUUAUUUUUGAGAUGAACAAAAACUACAGAAAUCGUACGUGCUUUUGCCAUAAUCAACACUGUGAAUAUAACAUCCACUAUUGAUAUAAAUAGUGACGCAUUUGUUGGAUAGAUUGACUCCAUGCAAACAGUUACAGUGAAGUGUAAUCGGACAAUAAAUCAUGGUAUUGUUCAUUUUUUGGUUUAAUAUAUUUUUUUAAUAUUUUUUUUUUACUACGUGUGUGUAUGUUGAAAAUACUGAAUGUGAAAAUAAAGUAGUUGGCUUGCACUGAC
Acipenser ruthenus (sterlet) is the source of this 1659-nucleotide messenger RNA. Its product is annotated as persulfide dioxygenase ETHE1, mitochondrial-like. Gene Ontology annotation, biological process: hydrogen sulfide metabolic process; glutathione metabolic process. The transcript has 7 exons. NCBI's taxonomy places the organism in Eukaryota, Metazoa, Chordata, Actinopteri, Acipenseriformes, Acipenseridae. Bases 68 to 1057 code for a protein of 329 amino acids. The record is from RefSeq and is a predicted model, not a curated record. Gene Ontology annotation, molecular function: sulfur dioxygenase activity.